UAGUACUGAAGUCAAACUUUCUAAAAUAAAGAUUCCAGAACAAAUUAGAGAAAAAGGUCGUCCUUUAGACACUAAACGAUUACCAAUUGUAUUGGAAAAUAUGAAAGCUAAGAGAAAGAAAAAUAAAGUCAGUAUUGUAAAAAAAAAACCAAUUGAAAGUAAUAAUUCUUUUAAUUCCUCAUUAACU
This is a messenger RNA of Racocetra persica, 187 nucleotides long. The record is from the annotation of a GenBank genome assembly. NCBI's taxonomy places the organism in Eukaryota, Fungi, Glomeromycota, Glomeromycetes, Diversisporales, Gigasporaceae.